GGACGGAGGACAUGGCUGUUUCCUCCUGGGUUCCACCUUCUCUUCCCGAGUCCUCCGCCGGCGCCGCCGCCGCCUCAGGCUUGGUCCUCCUCGACAGGUGGUGCUACAUCGCCGACCUCCCCAACAACACCACCGCCGAGAGCACCACCAACAGAGGCUUGCCUAUCAAGGUGACCUUCCGCGCCGCCUGCCCGCCACUUCUCUCCCACUUUUGUGUCCACUGCCCUGGCCUGGACUUCCGCAGAAUAGGCCCCAAGAUUGUCGCCACCGACGCAGAUCUCGUCCUCCUCUGCGUCCCCGUCAACCCCAACAGCACCACCGGAGCAUCGGACUGGGACUACUUCGUCUACAGCCCGCGCGCCCAGUGGCUAGAUCUGCUACCCAGCCCGGACGCCAGGUGCCUCAACGACUCCGCAACCGCCCUCAUCAGCCGCCAAGGCGGCGCUUGGUAUGCCGUCGCCGCUCUCGGUGCUUGUAAACCCAUCUUCAGUGGCCACGCGCUCACCAGGUGGGACUUCGACCUCCACCUCUACAGAUCCUCAUCGAGUCCCAAACGCUGGAGAUCCAAGCGCUUGUCGCUGAAUGAGUUCGUGAGGGACAAUCUUAUCCCUUUACCUGUAGCAGUCAACAGGCACACGCUCUACCACGUGACGGGGAAGACCAUCACGAUUGGUGGCGACCAUGGCACGGUCGCCUGGGUGGACCUCUGGCGCGGCAUCUUCUUCUGCGACGUGCUCAAGAAACGCCCGCUGAUCCAGGAUGUCCCGCUGCCGGUGCCGGCAAGGGCUAACUGGAAUCACCUCCUCAUAAAUCCUGAGCCCAGCUUCCUGCGGGACGUAACUAUCAGCCGAAACAAAGGCUCGAUCAAGUAUGUCGAGUUGGAAUUCCGGUCACCACAAGAGCUCGCCGCCACCACGACCCCUGCUGAAUCCUACACUGACUGGGUGCGCAAUAACUACUCGAGGAAAUCUCAGGUCACCCCUCAUGGCUGGAAGUCCACCAUAUGGAACAUGGCAAUACCGGUUGGUUCGUCCGAGGGCUGGCACCGUGACUGUGUAGUUGACGUUGAAGACGUCAGCUUGGAGCCAUGUCUUUCGGAUGUCAUGGCGAUGCUGAGCAGCAAGACCUUGCAGCAACUUCCAGUGGGAUACCCCAUCCUAAGCAUGGAUGAUGAUGUCGUUUACUUGUUUUCUCAAACCAUGGACAAGUUGCGAGUGAUAUUUGCUAUUGAUGUGAGGAAGGCAACAUUGCGAGGAUUGGCUGAGCUUGAUGACCAGAAGCACCUUUUCUUCUCCAACUUAUGCUUUACUAGUGAGAUCUGCAGGGGUACCUGAGCAAUAUUAAGGUAACUUCUCUAUGCUGGUAGAAGCAAAGCACUGAAGGGAGCUGAAAAGUAGUUAUCAAACAAACUGAACAGGGUAAAUCAUCUGAGGUGCAUGCGAAGAACUGGCUAGGACAAAGAAGCGUCAACCUGUUUGUUGAAACAUGGUACAAAGAAUCUGGAUGCAGACAUUGGAGAUUUAAUUUCUCUAGUUGAUUUUUGAAAAUUACGUGUAAUGCAACUAUCUGGAUUAUGUUGCUUGCAGUAUGCAGAUAGAGGUAUUUACCUUUGUUGGUAAAUGUUUUGGUUGGACCAUGUUUUGAUUUGGUUUUUAAUUUUUCUGUAUCCACAUUUUCUCUUGUUCC
Lolium rigidum is the source of this 1686-nucleotide messenger RNA. RefSeq lists its product as uncharacterized. The record is from RefSeq and is a predicted model, not a curated record. The transcript has 2 exons. The coding region runs from base 12 to 1334 and encodes 440 amino acids. Lineage: Eukaryota; Viridiplantae; Streptophyta; Magnoliopsida; Poales; Poaceae.